Sordaria macrospora k-hell is the source of this 897-nucleotide messenger RNA. NCBI's taxonomy places the organism in Eukaryota, Fungi, Ascomycota, Sordariomycetes, Sordariales, Sordariaceae. The record is from RefSeq and is a predicted model, not a curated record.
AUGACUUCCAUAGGAACAGGCUACGAUCUUGCCAACUCCAUUUUCUCCCCCGAUGGCCGCAACUUCCAAGUCGAAUAUGCCGUCAAGGCAGUUGAAAACGGCAGCACCUCGAUCGGCAUCCGCUGCAAGGACGGCAUCGUGUUGGCGGCGGAGAAGGUUAUCACAUCCAAGCUGCUCAAGCAGGGCGCCAACAAGCGCAUUGCGACAGUCGACAGGCAUUUGGGCAUUGUAUACUCCGGCAUGAUCCCUGACGGUAGACACUUCGUGGACCGCGCCCGCGACGAGGCGCGCGGCUGGCGCGACAACUACAAGACGCCCAUCUCGACAAAAGACCUGGCCGGCCGCAUGGGCGGUUACAUGCAAGCCUACACGCUGUACCAAUCGGUGCGACCCUUCGGCAUCACGGCCAUCAUCGGCGGCUACGACAGCGAGCUCGAGACGCCCGUGGACGGCGAGGUCGGCAGCGGCCCAUCCGUCGGCGCCGGCGGCAAGGUGGAGGGCAAGAAGCACGGCGGUCCGUUCCUGUACAUGGUGGAGCCAUCGGGCCUCUACUGGGGCUACUACGGCGCCGCGACGGGCAAGGGCAGGCAGGCGGCCAAGGCGGAGCUCGAGAAGCUGGACCUCAGCGGCGACGGCGAGUCGACGGGCCUGACGCUCGAGGAGGCGGUCAAGGAGGCGGCGCGCAUCAUUUAUGUUGCCCACGACGACAACAAGGACAAGGAGUUCGAGCUCGAGAUGACGUGGAUCAGCGGGGCGGAUGGUCCCACGAAGGGUCGUCACCAGGAGGUGCCCGAGGCUUUGCGGAAGGAGGCGGAGAAGUAUGCGGAGCGCAUGACUGCGAAGGACGUUGAGGAGGAAGAGGAAACGAAAGAGGGCGGAGACAAGAUGGAGGAGUAA